This is a messenger RNA of Theileria annulata, 1905 nucleotides long. RefSeq names its product 26S protease subunit, putative. Gene Ontology annotation, molecular function: ATP hydrolysis activity; ATP binding. The transcript has 2 exons. Lineage: Eukaryota; Apicomplexa; Aconoidasida; Piroplasmida; Theileriidae. The coding region runs from base 1 to 1905 and encodes 634 amino acids. The record is from RefSeq and is a predicted model, not a curated record.
AUGACAGACGAUGACUUCUAUCUAAAAGCAUUAACACUCGCGUAUGAUUCCGAAUUACCACCAGAAUGUGCCUUAAAAAUAGCAGAAAUGCUCAACAACCUGUAUUAUAGCCAAGAAGAUGUGUGUACAGAUGAAACUUUGGGAGUUUUGUACUCAUUUAAUGAUGAAAUCUCAGAAGAUUUUAAUGAUUCUUUGAACCCAAACUUCGAUGUGUUAAUAAAUAAUAUAGAUACUAAUUAUAAUUUCAACCCUUAUGUAAGUAUAUACGACAAUUCAAGACUACUUCAAGAAGAGGGGUCUGAAUCAAAGGUUAAAAGAAGAUUAUACAUGGAUAACUUCUUUGAAGGUGAUUCCUACGUUUCAAAUAUUCCACUCACUAAUGUGACAAGAAGGUAUUUGAUAAACACAAUUAAUGAAAAUAUUUUCGAGAGGUCAAAAAUCGCAAAUACUAAAUCAGAGCCUCCUAAAAAGUCUGAACCGGGACCUAUUUUGAAAAAACCUGAACCAAAGGAUAAAAUUGUACCUGAUGAGCCCAAGUUACAGAAGUCUGCGGAUGAUUAUAGGAAUUUGAACAAUUAUCAUCCGAAAGUACAAACUAAUAGUUCCACAAGUGAAAAAAAUUAUUCGAACAUCGUGAACAAUGCACCUUACGUCAAGCCUAAGUCAAUUAACAAAUUUAAUGCCAAUAAUAAGGUUGAAAAGAACGUCGGCUUCAAGUCAGGCCUUGAGUAUCUUAAUUCCCAAAUUAAGGAAGGUAACGCAAAACCUAUGGAAGAAAUCGAUCUAACGAAAUCUAAUGUUUCAGAUUACAAAAAUCUUGCAAGAAAUCAGUUGAAUGACCAAUACGCGAAACAAAAUUCUUAUCCCGGCUACAAUUUGGGUAAUUAUAACAAUUAUAAGCCACGCCAAGGCAUGAACAACAAAGUUGAUGGACCUCAUUUGGAUCCAAAAUAUCUGCCGCUUGUUACGGGAGAUGUGACACCCGAAAUGAUUAGCAUGGCCUUGGAUAUGAAAGUGUUGGAAUGCCAAAAAAUAACAAAGGACGAUAUCGUAGGACUAGACGACGUUAAAAAGGUGGUCAUUGAUAAAAUAGUUAAUCCAAUUUUAAUGCCGAACCUUCAUAUUGGUUUAUUUAAGGCACCUAAAGGCAUUUUAUUAUUCGGUCCUCCUGGAACUGGAAAGACCACCAUCGCAAAAUGGAUUGCAAAUGUAUCCAACGCUACAUUUUUUGAGAUAUCACCCAGUUCCAUAACUAGCAAAUUUUACGGGGAAUCUGAAUCCAUAAUAAAGACGCUUUUCAAGGUUGCUUUGGUUGAUUCCCCCUCCUUGAUAUUCAUAGACGAGGUUGACGCUGUCUUGGGGAAGAGAAAAUCAACAGACGACGAUUCUAGCGUUAGAAUGAAAAACCAACUUCUUCAGAUGAUGGAUGGCAUAAACUCUGGCAGUUUAUCUGUGGACAAGGAAUCAGGUGAGGAAAGGGUUGUCAUAGUUAUAGGAGCAACUAACAGGCCUCAUAUGAUGGACUCCGCUGCUCUUAGAAGAUUUACAAAGAGAAUAUUGAUCCCUCCCCCCGACCAUGAGACCAGAAAAAAGUUUAUUAUAGACAUAAUCAACAAGCGUUCUAGCAAGAAAUGUCUUCUCAGUGAAGAGGAUUUAGAAAAGAUCUCUGUUUCAACUGAUGGUUGGACUGGUUGUGACCUUUUAACUCUAUGUUACAAAGCUGCUGAAUAUUGUUACGACGACACGAUUGACCUGUUUGGUGGAAUCGAAAACAUAAAAAGUUUCAACGACUUUAGGGGCGUUGAGAUGAAGGACAUUGAGCGCGCUUUGGAGUGCACUCGGCCCUCGACUGAUGAAGGUAUGGAAUUUUUCUUGGAUUGGAGUUCUAAGCACGGCUCUGUUUAA